CCAAAGAGGCGAAGCCUGUUCCUAGUGAGACCGAUGACAUGAAUCCUCCAGUGCAGCUUCAUGUAAUGCUGCAGUUUGGAUCCAUCAGCAGUACUUCUUCCCUUCCCCAGAAAAGACAGAAGGAAUUGGCUGGCAGAUAUGGAGCAGAACUGGGCAAGUACACAGAUAGGGGCCAUUUUCAGAACACUGAAUUCUGCAGGGAGACUGGCAUUGUCCAGGGAAUGCUUGAGUAA
Molecule: messenger RNA, 233 nt
Organism: Leptosomus discolor (cuckoo roller)
Lineage: Eukaryota; Metazoa; Chordata; Aves; Leptosomiformes; Leptosomidae
Source: RefSeq, a predicted model, not a curated record